UGCAAGGACGGAAGAGAUUGGAAGCGCCCCUCUCAAUUUGAUCACUGUAUUCAUGCCUAAGAAUUGGAAUGAUAACAAAUAUGGCAAUCCGGAAUAUCAUAACCAGACGCUCAUUCCGCAGCAUGCCCAAAUCAUCAUCAAUCGCCAUCUACCUUCCACAAUUUCCAAACCCAAAUUCCCGUGCUUUCUCGGAAAUUCCAGCAUGCCACCACAGGGGUUUGGUUUCUCUCUCCGCUCUAUUCCGAAGGUAUGGGUUCCCGCCUACUGAGUUCCCUGAUUUUCUGAAAAAGAAUGAGUUUUUAGGGAACUCAAGCCCCUCGGAGAUCGAAAAGUCAUUUAAGAUUUUACUGUCCUUAAAACCGUCCCAGGAUUUUCUUGUUUCUAUAGUGAGUGGUUGUCCGAGAGUUCUGCAACUUGAUUUCUUGGAGAAGUGGAGACUGGGUGUUAAACAGUUGGGAGUGUAUAAUAUUACAUCAGCUGCAAUUAGGAAUGUUCUUGACAUUUCGAUGAGAUUUGAGGUCAGCCCGAAUGAUGUUUAUAGACGCGUUGAGUGUUUGAAGGGUUUGGGGAUUAGUGAGGAAAUUAUCAGUAAAGUUUUAGAAGCUGUGCCUAUGGUAGUUAUGUGGAAGGAAGAUGAAAUUCGAGCUACAGUUGACUUUUUUAUGGGGGUCGGAAUCCAGAGAAGAGAAAUUGAUAGGGUAUUUGGUUUGUUUCCUGAGGUUCUGGCAUUUGGAGUGGACAAUAGGUUGAAACCUUUGGUUGAUGAGUUUGAGGAUCUGGGUUUUAGCUUAAGUGAAAUUAGGAGAGAGGUUCUUCGAGACCCAAAAGUUCUUGGGUUGGAGAAUGGGGAGCUUUCACAGUGUUUGGAAAUGCUGAGGAGUUUAAAAUGCAGGGUGGUGAUAAAACAGAAUAUUUUUCUGGAUGGAGAAUUUAGGGCUGCGUAUAAAGUGAAACUCAGGGUUGACUGCUUAAGGAAACAUGGGUUGACAUAUAGAGAUGCAUUCACUGUGGUGUGGAAGGAGCCAAGGGUGAUUCUGUAUGAGAUAGAGGAUAUCCAGAAGAAGAUUGAGUUUUUGGUUCAUCAGAUGAAGUUUGAUGUACAAUGCCUGGUUGAAGUGCCUGAAUAUUUAGGGGUGAAUUUUGAUAAACAGAUUAUUCCUCGGUUCAAUGUGAUUCAAUAUUUGCAGUCAAAUGAUGGACUUGGAGAUGAGGUGGGUUUGAGAAAUUUAGUCAAGCUCAGUAGAUUGAGAUUCUAUAAUAUGUAUGUGAAGCCAUAUCCAGAAUGUGAAAAGAUAUAUGGAAGGUUUGCUGGAGAUGUUGCCAUUCGGACCCGCCAUCCGGUUGGAAUGUGGAAGCUUUUCAAGCCACAACAACAUCCGCAGUCAGGCGAAGAUAUUAAGAAUAUCAAGUCAUACAUGGAAUCAUUGCCUUGACCAAAAGACAUUGACCCUUGGUGGACUUGGUGUUCUUCUCCGAAUUCUUGCACAUUCGGUUCAUGAUGAAAAGCUCUGGUGGUAGGCUUUUGCUUGCUUGUGAUAUUUUUCCAGAUGCUUGUCUGCAGCUCGAUCAAAGGCAGUUGAUGUUUUGGUACUCUUGCCUGCUGCUGCAACUGUUUACUUUAAUUCAUGGCCUUUUGUCAUCUAAUGUAGCAGAAGGCAAUUUCUGGCUAUGAAACAUUCAGCACAGAUUCCCAGUCAUAUCUGUUGUAUCAGGAAGAUGACACCAAUUACAACAUGAUCAAGCAGUCAUCCGUUUCUGAUCGCUCCACAAGAAAAUUUGGGAUAAUUCUAUCUGGAUUACCUGGAUGGGAAGUUUAAGGCAUACUUGAGUGUUUAUGAAGUGUCAAUGUUGAGAACUGGAAAAAAGCUUCCUUGGGAGUUCAUGUUCCAAACUGUAACCAUCAGCCACCAACUCCUCUCCUCACUUUCAGGCUCGCUGAUUAUACUUCGCCUCCAGAUGUCAUCUUUUUCUACCUUCGACCGGACAGAUUAUCUUCUUAACUCGUAAGCUGAAGAAUUGAAGAGGUGGUGAACAAUUGGAAUUUUGAUGAAGUAUGAACAGUUUCUAUUGCCCCACCUCAAAGUGCAAUUCAUGGUAGUCUACAGAAUAGCCCUUCCACCAUUGAGGAGGGAUGGAUCUUGGUUCUGGGAGGAAUUGUUGUUUAUGGUUUCCUUAUCGUGUUCUAUAAUGGCUAUGAGAUUUGAUUGUCUUGAAAUAUUUCAAGUGCUUGAUUGAUCAUUCGAUGAUUUGAAUAUCAAUGAUAUCAUAAAAGAAAAUGCUGAUGUUAUGGUUUAA
Molecule: messenger RNA, 2295 nt
Organism: Sesamum indicum (sesame)
Lineage: Eukaryota; Viridiplantae; Streptophyta; Magnoliopsida; Lamiales; Pedaliaceae
Source: RefSeq, a predicted model, not a curated record